CCGUACAGUACUGUAUUUGGAUCUCCUAACGCAUUUGAGCGAUCUUUUUCGGAAGGCGAACAAAUCUUUUCUUCCACUCUUCGGAACGGCAACUGCUGCCGCCUCCAUCAGCCGCCUCAUCAGCCAGACCAACAAACGACGACAAGAAGAACGACAAUGGCGUCAACAAGCUCUACUACCGGUAGUACCAUCAACUACCGAAGCAAAGAUGUGCUGGAUUCUCGGAUCAAGGAGAUGCUGCAGCGGGUGGCAGAAAAGACGAAGAGCAGCUUGAACGAAGAGGAACUGUUACGUUCGUGUCAAGCCUUGAUUGGUACCAUCACCACCAAGCCUCAAUUUCGGAAUCAAAAGUUGUUGCAUGUGGAACGCCUGGUGUUUGAAAAGGUGGAACGCCCAAAAACGGCGCAUCUCGAGAGACUUUUGUCCAUUUGGUUGGAACUGGCGGAUUAUGCGUAUCAAUAUCACGACAAUGGCAUGCCAUUGGAAGCGGCCAUUCAAGAACUCAUGGGCAGCACGGACUAUGCACUAGUGCGUCAUUCCACCGACGUGGAAACGGGAGGAGUGGGAUAUUUUCUAGCCAUCGAUUCAACCCAAAAGAAUAUUCUCAUUGGCAUCAAGGGAACCAGUACCAGUUCGGAAAUGAUUACCGACUGUCUCGCAACCACCAUUCCCCACAAAUGCAUUCCAUUUUCACCAUUUGAUGCCACCACUAGCACGGCCGAGGAAGAAGAAAUUGGAGCACACGAGGGCAUUUUGGCAUCCAGCAUUAAAGUCUGCAAUGAACUCAAACCCAUUCUAGACGAGAAAAUCCAACAGGGUUACAACAUUCAAAUUGCCGGACAUAGUUUGGGGGCGGGAGCUGCCAGUGUCGUGGCCGUAUUGUUGCGAGCUCAAUUCAAAGAAUUGCAUGCGCCAGAGCGACUGCACGCCUAUUGUUUUGCCCCGCCACCGGUACUGGACCAUCAAUCCGCCACCAAAUCCAAAGCCUUCAUUACCUCUGUCGUCAAUCGAAACGAUUGUGUGGCACGCAUGGCUAUUGCCAACGUGGAGAUUUUGAUUCGAAUGUUGGAAGGCUUAAACGUUGCAAUGAAGGAAGCAGGAUUGGAUGACUUUUGGGCCAUUGCCAAGGAGGCCGUCAGUGGAGAGAAAAUCAAACAAUUGACGGAAGAAGAUUUUUUGCAGUUGAUAGAGAUCAUGCGAAAAGCACAAGCUGCCGUUCAAGUAGAGCACAAAGAACAUCUCUAUUGUCCAGGAAAUAUCAUUGCACUCUAUGGGACUCUAGAAGCACUCCCAGCCAAGGGGGAAGAGCCUCUUGUUACCAUACGAUCGGGCUUUGUCAAUCCAGCCCAUACUUUCUUGCGAUACUUUGAGGUCAAUGACCGCAUGAUAAGUGACCAUUUGAUACCAGCCUAUCGUGAGAGUCUUGUGGCGUGUAUUGAAAUGCGCAAGCAGACCGAAGUCGUCGAAGAGAAUGGCUGCAGGAGCUAUCAUUUGGCGUGCUGUUUACGGUGUUUGUGGCUGUACGAAAAGAUUUUUUGUCGUUGUAUCGGUAAAACGAGCCGUCAAGAGCAAAUGGAACGAAGAAACGAUGCUCGUGCCAAUGAAUCGUGA
This is a messenger RNA of Seminavis robusta, 1611 nucleotides long. Lineage: Eukaryota; Bacillariophyta; Bacillariophyceae; Naviculales; Naviculaceae. The record is from the annotation of a GenBank genome assembly.